AUGGGUCACUUAAGCAAUGACGAGUUCUUCGUCAAGCUCACGGAGCUCUUCGACCAGAAGAAAGGCAAAGACCACGGAUCCAUAGUUUUGGUGCAGAAGAGAUUAACCCACGAGCAGCCCAUCCCAGAGCCAACAAGCGAAACCAUACUCCCCGACCUCCACCCCCCACAGCCCAUGCCCGUGCUCAUCCGAGCGACAAACGCGAAAGGCAAGAAACGACGUGAAGAUAAGAUCAAGUUAUCAACUGUGGUUGAGCCCGACGCUCUCCCCGCUUUCUUCGACAGGUACGCCGAGGUAUGCAAAGCUGGUAUGGCAACGUUGAAGCCGAGAGAUCGUAGCAAGAGGAAGGGCAAGGCCAAGAAGAGGAAGGGUGCUGCUGCACCUGCUGGUUCUUGA
Messenger RNA from Daldinia childiae, 396 nucleotides. RefSeq names its product putative signal recognition particle 14kd protein. Gene Ontology annotation, molecular function: 7S RNA binding; endoplasmic reticulum signal sequence receptor activity. The record is from RefSeq and is a predicted model, not a curated record. Gene Ontology annotation, cellular component: signal recognition particle, endoplasmic reticulum targeting. Bases 1 to 396 code for a protein of 131 amino acids. Gene Ontology annotation, biological process: SRP-dependent cotranslational protein targeting to membrane. Lineage: Eukaryota; Fungi; Ascomycota; Sordariomycetes; Xylariales; Hypoxylaceae. The transcript has 3 exons.